UACCCUCCAAUUACGGCCCUCCUGUGCUAACACGCUACGAUACUUACUGCCGAACUGUGCUACUCAACUACAGCAGUUCCCAUGAAUUCACGAUACUGCACGACCUAACGAUACCUCUCUCAACCCCGCGAUACCCUACAAACCCCUCCUCGUCCGCCCCCCGACCUGGGUAACGGUCGCCCUUCGCCGCCAUGCUUGAGGGGCUCGUCGCGAACCUGCUCAAUCGGUUCUUGGGCAUGUAUGUCCAGAACUUCGAUCCGAAACAGCUCAAUGUCGGCAUCUGGUCGGGCGACGUCAAGCUGCGAGACCUCGAACUCCGCCGCGAAGCCCUCGAUCAGCUCCACCUGCCUCUGAACGUGGUAGAAGGGCAUCUAGGCCAGCUCACACUGCAAAUACCAUGGUCGAACCUGCGAGGCCAGCCGCUGAAGAUCAACAUCGAGGAUGUCUUCCUCCUGGCCGCUCCGAAGGAGGACGCCGAGUAUGAUGCCGAGGAAGAGGAGCGGAGAGCGCAUGCGGUCAAGAUGGAGAAGCUAGACAGCGCUGAGCUCAUUAAGGAGCGGAAUACCGAAGGUAUGAGUGCCGAGGAGCAGCAGAAGAACCAGAGCUUUACCGCGAGCCUGGUCACGGCGAUCGUGGACAACGUCCAGGUCACAGUCAAGAACAUCCACAUCCGGUACGAAGACUCGAUAUCCGAUCCAGGGCAUCCGUUCGCCCUGGGUAUAACCCUCGCCGACUUCAGCGCCAUCAGCACUGACGACAACUGGAAGCCGACCUUCAUUCAGGGCGGCACGAGCUCGACGCACAAACUGGCAACACUCGGCUCGCUAGCCAUAUAUUGGGAUACCGAUGCCGACCUGAUAGGGACUGGCAAGGGAAGCCAGAGCAAGGAUGAACAAGAGAUUGACCAUCAUGAUUUCAUCGAGAAGGUCCGUGGAAUGAUCGUGAGAGGCGAGAACCCGGAGCUCGGUGACCAUCAAUUCAUCCUCAAGCCCAUUAGCGGCCGCAUGGGCUUGGAAAUAGACAAGACCGGCAAGGCAGACCGCCCGAAGAUGAAAGCCCGCCUGCUGUUCGACGAGCUCGGUUUCAUCAUCGACGAGGAUCAGUAUCGUGACGCGCUCAUGCUCGUCGAUCUCUUCCACUACUUCAUCCGACACCAAGAGUACAAGAAGUUCCAGCCAAAAUCGUCUCCUAAAGAAGAUCCGGCUGGGUGGCUGCGAUUUGCCGGCAAGGCUGUGCUGGACAAGAUCCACGAUCGCAAUCGGCGAUGGAGCUGGGAAUACUUCAAGGAGCGACGAGAUGACCGCAAGCGGUACAUCGAGCUGUUCAAAAAGAAGAAACGAGAAGAGAAGCUCUCUCCAGCAGAGACGGAGGAGAUUGACAAGCUCGAGCGGAAACUCACGUAUGAGGACCUGCGCUUCUGGCGUUCGCUGGCUCGCAACGAGCUACGUAAAGAAAACAUCGGAGUGAAGAAACCGCCGCCCAAGCAGACUUGGAGCUCUUGGGUAUGGGGCUCCAAGCAGGAGAAGAGCGAGGACGACAAUACCCAGAUGAGCGAAGAGCAGCGCAAGGAGCUGUACGACGCGAUCGCCUGGGAUGAGAAGAAGGCUAUCGCAGAGUCAGUGGACAUGCCGAGAGAGUACGUCAAGAUGGAGGUCAACAUGAGCCUGCGCACCGGCAGCUUCACUCUGAAGCGCGAUCCUCACGGCAAAGCGAAUGAGAUACUUCGCCUUCUGUUUGAUUCCUUCAGCACGCAGUUUCUGCAACGCACGGAUUCCAUGUUCGUCAAGGUUGCACUUGAGGGCAUGCGCCUCUAUGAUGGUACAACUGAAGGCAGCCUCUUCCCUCAAAUCAUCACCAUCAAGGAUGCUCCUCCAGUCCCGGAUGAGAAGAGGAUCGAGGAGCUAAACGACGACGAGACCGCUAAAGAAGGUGACGAAGAUGCGGAAGAAGAGGAGAAGGAUGACCCUUUCUUCCAGCUCGCUUUCGAGAAGAACCCACUGGACGGAAGUGCAGACACCGCUCUCACCAUGAAGCUGAAAGGGAUGGAGUUUGUAUAUAACCCGAGGUUCGUCGUGGAGGUCGCCAAGUUCUUCAAGCCGCCUGAGCGCCACAUGGAGUCCAUCGGAGCCCUCAUGGAAACCGCAGGGGCUACCGUUGAAGGCAUUCGACAGCAGACUCGCGCCGGCUUGGAGUUCGCACUCUCGGAGCAUAAAACCAUUAAUGCCCAGCUAGAUCUGCAGGCGCCCUUGAUCAUCAUUCCAGAUUCGGUAACGAAGAAAUCGAGCAACUGCUUGAUUCUUGACGCGGGUCACGCAAGCGUCACGAGCGAGCUGGUGGACAAGGACACCUUGCGCGACAUUCAAUCUAAACAGAAACAACAGUACACCGAAGAGGACUUCCGCAACCUUGAGAACUUGAUGUACGACAAGUUUCUUCUCAAGCUCCACUCAACUCAGGUGCUCAUCGGUCCGUCCAUUGAGGAGACGCGAGCGCAGCUGACGGAGGACGCCGAGACCAAAGAUCUGCACAUCGUUGAUAAGAUCAAUAUGGACUUCAAGAUUGAGAUUUGUAUCGUUCCCAAGGCCUCCGACCUCACCAAGUUCCGCAUAUCCGGCAAUCUUCCUGUUCUGCAUGCGUCAAUAUCGGAUGCCAAGUACAAGAAUCUCAUGAAGCUCAUUGAUGUCGCGAUACCGAAAUUCGACAGCGAUGAGCCGAACAAGCAGGUCGCUGAAGGUGCCAAGGGACCUUCAAACCUGAAGCCCACAAGCGAAGCGAAGCCCAGUGAAGACCCACUCGGUCGGCCCAGGUCGAAGUCAUUCCAAUUCGCUGCGCAGGAACACGAGCUUUUCAUGGAGGAGGAAGGCGAUAGUGACAAACACGGGAACGAGAAUUUCGAAGAGGCUCCGCAUGCGAAGUCAAAAGCUGAUAUCAAUCUGCAUCAGCGCAACUUCGAGUUCAACUUCACCGUUGACAAGCUUCAAGGCUCGCUCUACAAGUCCGACCCCGAGGGCAAGAAGCCAGAUCAGUUGUUGGUCGAGCUGAUUGCAGAACACUUUGACCUCAGCUUCUAUCAAGAGCCUUUCGACAUGUCGGCGGAGGUCAGUCUGAAAAGUCUCGCUGUGGUAGAUCAUGUGGAAGAGAACGCGCUUCCAGAGUUCCGAAACAUCGUUUCCUCAGAAGAUGUUUCGGCGAAAGAACAAAAGGAUCUCUUCUCGUUGAAGUUUGUGAAGGUUAAUAAGGAGUCGCCCGAGUUUCAAACCAAGUACGAGGGCAUCGCCAUGAACCUGGAUGUCGCCGUGUCAACGAUCAAUCUCAUCGUCACAAGGAGGACACUUCUGACACUCCUAGACUUCGUGCUCAUCACCUUCACGAACCCAGGCCAGCCUCAGAAUCAGCAGGGGCAGAUUUCCGAUAAGCCGGAUGAACAACAGCAAGUCCAGAAGCAACCCCAGGCAGACCAAGACAAGAUUCGUAUUCGAGCGGAGCUCAAGCGCAUCGCCGUGAUUCUAAACAACGACGGCAUUCGGCUAGCGACGCUGAGUUUGAACUCUGGAGAUGUCGGCAUCUUCUUGAAUGGCAAGGCUAUGCGCAUCGGAGGACGGCUAGGAAACCUGUCUUUGAUAGACGAUGUAAAUCAGGGUGUCUCCGAGGAAUCACCUCUCCGCCAGCUGGUCACCAUUGAAGGCAAGAACCUCGCGGACUUCAGUUACGAGACUUUUGACAGCGAGUCCAAGAGCUACCCUGGGUAUGACAUGUCGAUCGCGCUUAAGACGGGGUCUAUCAAGAUCAAUUUCCUCACUGAGCCCUUCCGGAAGAUCAUGGAGUUUGCGGUUAAGUUUGGAAAGAUGCAAGCCAUAUUCAACGCUGCGCGACAGGCAGCCGCCAACCAAGCGAACCAGAUUCAGCAGCGGGCCACCAAGAUGCACUUCGAUAUCGUCAUUAGCACGCCUAUCGUUGUCUUCCCGAGGAUGGUAAUAUCGGACAAGCCAGAUAGGGACACUUUGACAGCGAACCUGGGAGAAAUUUAUGCCAAGAACAAGUUCGUGCCAUUGGACGACUCCAAGGACUCGGAUGUAGCGAACAAAAUCUCCGCUGGUAUCAGGCAUAUCAAGCUGACUUCAAAGCUCCACUAUGAGGAGAACCAGUCCGAGGAGCUUGAGCUUAUCGACCAGGUCGAUCUGGACUUCAAUGUCACGAUGGUGGAGCACAAACCUGGGCUCCAGCGACCCGAUCUCGAAAUUGAUGGUUCUAUGUCGGAUAUCAAUCUAAGACUCACGCCAGAGCAGAUGAAGUUCGCAUUAGAGCUCUCUCGGUCGAUCCCAGAGGCAUUCGCAACAGAGCCUGACGAGUCCCUAGAAGAGGAUAUUCAGCAAGAGCUACCGGAUUCAACCACCGAACCUGCCAAGCAAAUUACCGACCAGGAAUCUCCUUCCAAAGAGCCGUCACAGGACGUCGCCGUAGGCCAGGGUCCAGAGCUUCAGACGGACGAGGGCAAAUGGACCAAGCUAGACUUUGUUUUCAAGGUCGGCGCUAUCGGUCUGGAACUCAUCAAGUCCAAAGAAGGAGAGCCUGUUCAGGACAUCGAGGCCGCCAGCCUGUCCAAAUUCUCUCUUAAUGAGACGAACGUCAAGCUCCGCAUGAUCAGUGACGGCGCCUUGGAGGCAGAACUGGUCAUCCAGUCCUUCACCAUCCGGGACAGUCGAACGCAGGGAACAAACAAGUUCCGCAAGAUCAUGUCCCUGAUCAACAACGACGUGAAGCAGCAGUUCAUGGCGAGCAUCUCCAUGUCCGGCGGGCAAGACAAGCAUCUCAUCGCGCUUCUAACAAUCGACAGCCCUAGGAUGAUUCUGGCGCUGGACUACCUAUUUGCCCUGCAGGCUUUCAUCAAUGCCGGACUCGCCACAGAGGAGCCCCUAGCCAUCGAGGACGAAACAGAAGCAGAGGAGCCAGACAGUGAUUCUGAGAUCAUGUCUCCGGAUGGGUCACGCUCGCCCGAAAGGCCCAGUGCGUCUCCUGCACCAGCUGAAGGCGGCAUGAAUGUCUCGUUCCGCGUUAAUCUCGUGGACGCCCAAGUCGUGCUUAUCGCCAAUCCAGCCAUAUCGAGCUCUGAAGCCAUCGUGUUGGGCACGAAGCAGGUCCUUGUCUCAAAGCAGCAAGCCAUGACUUUACAAGUGGAUAAGGUUGGCAUGUUCCUCUGUCGUAUGGAUCGCUUCGAGACGAGCCGGCUGCGCAUUUUGGAUGACUUCAGCAUCCAGACAGCCCUGGAUAUCCGAAAUCAGGGCACGAAGUCGUCGUUAACCAGCAUCAGCGUCGACAUCGAGCCCUUGGUACUCCGAUUGUCUCUUCGAGACAUUUUGCUCGCUAUGCAGAUUGUGAACCGCGCAUCUGCAAUGUCGAGUGGGGACGGCGACAAGAAACUGGCUGGCGAUGAACCUCAGAAGGUCAAGCAGGGGACACCAUCCAAGAAGCCCAAAUCUACUAUGGGCAAGGCUACGUCUUCUAAACCAGCUGCCAAGUCUCUUGCCACCACCAAGCGGUCGAGCCAGCAUGGCGCUCCUCCACAACCGCCUCGGCCGGAGUCUGCUGUCCUCAAGCGAGAAGAGAUGAACGUCAGCAUCGAAGGCAUCCGCGUCGUUCUCAUUGGGGACGUGCAUGAAAUGCCGAUGCUAGAUUGGCGGGUGAAGAAGUUUGGUAUCGAUGUGCGAGACUGGUCAGGGGCCAUGACCGCGGACACCUCUGUCGACACUCUUUUCAACGUCUACAACUUCUCCAAAUCUGCAUGGGAGCCACUGAUCGAACCGUGGCAGCUUGGUUUCCAUAUGUCGAAAGACCAGAAUCCUGACAGGCUCUCCAUGGAGCUAUAUUCGCGCAAGUCGAUGGAGUUGACAGUGACGGCCGCUACGAUAGCCCUAGCCUCGAAGUCAUUUGACUUCCUUACCACUGAGGAAGAUAUCCUUUCGAAACCUCGCGGCAAUGAUGCACCUUACCGGAUACGAAACUAUACGGGCUUCAACCUCGACGUUUGGGCUGAAGGAAAAGACUACGCAGCGAAGCUGGAAGACGGUGACGAGCAGCCGUGGCGCUUCGAGGAUGCCUCGGCUACCCGAGAGACACUGUCCACGGAGGGAGCCACCGGCGUUCUUGGUAUCAGGCUCGAAGGCAGUGGAUUUGACUCCAUCCCACGAAUUCCUGUGCACCGAGAGGGCGAGUUCCUGUAUAACCUCAAGCCCAAGCAGGAACGGGUGCAGCAUCGUAUCCUAGUUGAUGUUAGCCUUGGCACCGAUAACGUCAAGAACAUUACCUUCAGGUCUCCGCUCUUGGUUGAGAACAAUACCCAGAUCCCCAUCGAGCUCGGCAUCUACAACCCGAGCGAAGGCCAUCUGCUCAAGAUCGAGAAGGUGGCUCCAGGCGACGCAAGGCCAGCGCCAGUAGGUGCCGCCUUCCUGCACUCCAUCGUCGUCCGCCCAGAUCAAGGUUUCGGCUAUGCUUGGUCGAACGAGCGCCUGUUUUGGAAGGACUUGCUCAAGCGUCCCACAAGAACCAUCACGUGUCAAGGAGAGCAGGGUGACCAGUCGCCACCGUUCUUCUUCCAGUUGCACGCAUCGUUCGACAAAAAGGAUCCGCUUACGAGUGUGUAUCCGUAUAUGCGCCUUCGCCUCCAGGCGCCUGUGGAAGUGCAGAACCUGUUGCCGUUCGACUUCAAGUACAGGAUAUACGAUAGUAACACCAAGAAAGACUGGACGAACUUCCUCAGGAAAGGUGGUGUGAGCCCCGUCCAUGUGGUGGAGCUCUCGCACUUGCUGCUCCUCAGCGUUGAUAUGCAGGACACUCCGUUCAAGCCCAGUAAGUUCGGUAUCAUCAAUUCGACAGACCGGGAAAGCUUUAGGAGAGAGAAGACAUUGGAGUUGAAGGAUAACAACGACCUCACCCUCCACCUCAACAUGCACUUUUACAACUAUCCCGACGGCGGCGGAUCAUUUAAGGUGACCAUCUACAGCCCAUAUAUCAUCCUCAACCGUACUGGCCUCGAGCUGGAUAUCCGCGCGAAGCAGUUCAUGGGUCAAGCAAAAACCGCUGCCGGACAGGGGAUCUUUGCUGAUGCUGAAAACGACACUGGGAAAGCCAUGCCUUUCAUGUUCUCUUAUCCCACACAAGACAAGAAGAAUCGUGCACUCAUCAAGGUCGGAGAUUCCAGCUGGAGCAAACCGCAAAGUCUCGACGCCAUCGGAAGCAACUAUGCUGUGUCUCUUCCGUCGACGAAGGCAAGGUCUGAUAUGCACAUUGGAGUGAGCGUGGCCGAAGGUGAGGGCAAGUACAACCUGACCAAGGUCGUCACUAUCGCUCCUCGCUUCAUCAUCAAGAACAAAAUGAAGGAAGAGGUGAACAUCCGCGAGCCAGGCUCCUCGGAGUGGAUGUCGGCGAAGGAUGGCGAGCUCCUUCCUCUGCGGUGGCUCCGACAAGGUAGCGCGCCGCAACUAUCGCUAUGCUAUCCCGGCGUUAAUAAUCAGUGGUCUUCACCGUUUAAUAUCUCGAACGUUGGAAACGUCCACGUCAAGCUAUCCAAAGCAGGCCAGCGUCAGAAGCUAGUUCGUGUCGACAUCCUCAUGGAGCAGGCGACGAUCUUCAUCCACGUCAGCGUUGAGACCAAGCACUGGCCGUUCUCAUUUAAGAACAUGAGCGACCAAGAGUUCCUCUACUGGCAAGCAAAUCCCAACCUCGACGAGGAUGAGGAUGACCGUGGAACCGGUUUCCGCCCCAUCAGGUACCGUCUGCCGCCCAGGAGCAUUAUGCCGUACGCUUGGGACUUCCCGGCUGCAAAGAAUAAGGAGAUCAUUAUCAGUGCCAACGGAAGGGAGCGGCAUAUCAAGCUCGCGGAAAUCGGUAACCUGAUUCCACUCAAGCUCCCACCCGGCCAAGGCCAGAAUCGUGGGAAGAUCAUCGAUUUGAAUGUGGUCGCGAGCGGUCCGACGCAGACGCUGGAGCUGUCCAAUUACAAACCUUCAAAGAGCUUGUAUAAGCAGAAGUCAGGCACUGGCUCCUCUUCGACCACCGGUGGUUUCGAAGUGAAGGACGUAGACACGGACGUUACCUUCAAGGCGCAUCUGCGCCUGGCUGGCAUUGGCGUUUCCCUUGUCAACCGCCAAAUGAGAGAGCUUGUGUAUCUCACGUUGCGCGAUGUCGAACUGAAGUACUCUGACUCCGCGCUUUACCAAAUGGUCAAUCUCCAGGUGAAAUGGAUCCAGAUCGACAACCAGCUUUACGGCGGUAUCUUCCCGAUCAUAUUCUAUCCGAGUGUGGUACCCAAGACUGGAAAGGAGAUGGAAGCUCACCCCAUCUUCCAAACGAGCCUCGCCCGUGUCAAGGACGACUCCUACGGAGUGUUGUAUAUCAAGUACUUCACGGUUCUUCUCCAGCAGAUGACUAUCGAGAUUGAUGAAGACUUCAUCUUCGCUAUGCUCGACUUCGCCAAGAUCCCUGGGGCUUCCUGGUCAGAAGAGAAGGAGGGUAAGCUGUGGGACGAGUCGCUUGAUAUCCCUGAACCGAAGCAGGAACAGUCUGGCCAAGACGUCUACUUCGAGCUUCUGCACCUCCAGCCGAUGCAGAUCGACCUGUCGUUUGUUCGAACGGAGCGUAUCAAUGCCGAAGAUACCAUGACCUCAUCCAACCCGCUCAUGUUUGCCGUCAACGUCCUCACGAUGUCCAUCGGCAACGUCAACGAUGCACCUGUCCGAUACAACGCCCUGAUGCUCGAGAACGCCCGCGUCUCAACGGCUGCUUUGAUCUCUAAUAUCAAGAACCACUACGUGCAAGAGUCACUCCGACAAGUGCACGUCGUCAUUGGUUCUGCCGACUUCCUUGGAAAUCCAGUCGGUCUGUUCACCAACGUCAGUUCCGGUGUUGCAGAUAUCUUCUACGAGCCGUAUCAGGGUCUCGUCAAAUCGGACCGUCCGGAAGAGCUCGGUAUCGGCAUCGCCAAAGGCGCAUCCAGCUUCGUGAAGAAAUCGGUCUUCGGUUUCUCCGACAGCAUGGCCAAGUUCACCGGCAGCAUGUCCAAGGGUCUCUCAGCCGCGACGCUCGAUAAAGAGUUCCAGGACCAGCGCCGCAUGUCCCGCUCCCGCAACCGACCGAAGCACGCUCUCUACGGCAUCACGGCAGGUGGCAACGCCUUCGCCAGCAGUCUCGCCAGCGGCCUUGGUGGCUUGGCCCGCCAUCCUAUCGAAGGUGCAGAGAAGGAAGGUGCUCUUGGUUUCGUGAAGGGUGUCGGAAAGGGUCUACUCGGCGUACCCACCAAAGCCGCCAUCGGCGCCUUCGAUCUCGCCUCCAACAUGGCUGAAGGCGUCCGAAACACCACGACCGUGUUCGACCAGGAAGGCCUCGAUCGCGUGCGCCUAACGCGCUUCAUCGGCCAAGACGGUAUUGUACGGCCUUAUUCCCAGCGCGAAGCGCUCGGCCAGUUCUGGCUUAAGACGCUCGACAACGGGAAGUACUUCCACGAAGACUACCUCGCGCAUCUCGAGCUGCAAGGCAAAGACAUGCUCGUCAUGCUGACGUAUAACGGUAUCAUGCUGGUCCGAACGAAGCGCCUGCAGACGGAGUGGGAUGUCCCGCUUAAGGAUAUCCAGACUAUCAGUAAGGAGCGCACGGGCAUGAGCAUUACGUUGAAGGGCGGGACGAACGGGCCUUUCGUUCCGGUUGCGGAUGAGGGCAGCAGGAAUUGGUUCUAUAAGCAGGUGGCGGUGGCGGUUAAUGCGUAUAAUGAUCGGUGGAAUGCGAAGGGUUGAGCGAGGGCUGUCAGAGCAGAAAGAUUGAGAGGCUCAUGGUUAUGACG
Molecule: messenger RNA, 9829 nt
Organism: Trematosphaeria pertusa
Lineage: Eukaryota; Fungi; Ascomycota; Dothideomycetes; Pleosporales; Trematosphaeriaceae
Product: vacuolar protein sorting-associated protein 13
Exons: 2
Coding region: 192-9782 (3196 amino acids)
Biological process (GO): protein retention in Golgi apparatus; protein targeting to vacuole; mitochondrion organization
Cellular component (GO): extrinsic component of membrane
Source: RefSeq, a predicted model, not a curated record